Messenger RNA from Aspergillus nidulans FGSC A4, 789 nucleotides. Its product is annotated as MSF1 domain protein. The transcript has a single exon. NCBI's taxonomy places the organism in Eukaryota, Fungi, Ascomycota, Eurotiomycetes, Eurotiales, Aspergillaceae. The record is from RefSeq and is a predicted model, not a curated record. Bases 1 to 789 code for a protein of 262 amino acids. Gene Ontology annotation, cellular component: mitochondrial intermembrane space.
AUGAAGUUCUUCGAGAACCUCUAUACAUACGAAUAUUCCUUUCCCGCCGUCUCUCUUGCCUACUUCCUACGUUAUCCAAACCCGUAUUCGAGACAUGUCCUGACGACCGAUGUCAUCGAUCGCUAUGUCGACCCGGCGACACAUCGUCUUCAUACGACCCGGAUUCAUCUGAAGAAGUCAAAAGUGCCGUCAGGAAUCCUGAAGCUCCUCCCGAAGGGUAUCGGCGGAUCCGACAAUUCCGGGCAGAGCUAUAUCCUAGAGACCACAGUUGUCGAUGUUAAGGAAGGCUGGAUGGAGUCCGAGUCCCGCAACAUGGAAUGGACUGGAAUAUUAAGUGUAGUGGAAAGGCAAGUCUAUCGACGCCAGCCAUUGGAGGGAAGUCAAGAGAAGCUUGACGGUCUCUCGCUCGAUGACAAGCGAACUGAACGAACCACGGUGAAUACCACUGUUACCUUCCGCUCCCGCUUCGGACAGGGAAAGCUUCUCGGCCGUAGGAAAACAGAGGAUCUCACCGGAGACUAUGAAGAAGAGACUCCCAAACGGGGAUUCUUCACCUCGUUGUCCACUGCAGGAAUCCAGCGGACCAUUGAACUGAUUGGGCUUAACCGUACUCGCGAUGCCAUUCUAAAGAGCAAGCAAGGAAUGAAUGUCGUUCUUGAGCGACUGCGCAGCGGUGGCAUAGUCGGCGUUCUUGACGGCAUGCGCCAGGACCGUGAGGCUAUAGCUGUUGGGACGGAGGGUCCUUGGAAGCGUGUCUGGCUCGCAGGGAAUUCUGACAACGACGACUAA